CACAUCUUGGUACACCCGGCUCUGUGCGUUUAUUGCACUGCGAUAAAAAAAGAAAGGUGAAGAAGUGUUCUGUGGUGUGCAGUUUAGGCACGUAUUUACACAGCUGCUUUCCCGCUGGUGCGUCUAAACCUCCUCCGUCAUUGUGUGCGAGUGUGUGUUUGUUGCUAGUGUUUGUCGCCGACUUACAACAGGGGGCGCAGAUGAGAAUGGGUGCAUCAUUGUGUCAUCAACAACGCCAACUACAACUACUGCGGUGCGCAGUGCAGUGAAAGUUAGAAUUGAUAGCAAGGGAAAGAAAAGAACGAAGCAACAUCCUCGAAAAGGGUCGUUGAAACAUCGCCCGGAACUACGGGUUGAAUGAAAUACGCCACUUCGAAGUUACGCCAGCCUGCUAAGGUUCUCAGUAAUUAAGGUGCAGUGAAGAUAGGAGCAGGUGUAACCUAUAUAACUGUCAAAACGGUGGAAAACAGAGAAGAGAUCGGCGAACGUUUUUUUACGCUAUCCCCAAUCUCGGCAUUACGGCAUCCAAGUACGCCGGCAAGAAAGUGUAUGCUUGAUCGAAAAAAAGUAGGUUAUUCCGCCGUCGGAGUUGGGACUCCGAGAGCAUUGUGAUUAAUAACGUCGAUUUGCACCUGUCGUCUUUGUUAUUGGGGGGAUCCGAGAAAGCCGAUCUCAACAAAUACCGGACGUCUUACUGCAGAGCUCUGCAAAACGACGAUUAAGCGACCAGCGAGUUGGAGAAGAUCGUGUGUAAAUGGACUGAACAGAAGGGAAAGUGAAGACGAACGAACUGAUAGGGGGUCUAGAACAUUAUAAACGAUCGACCCAAUCUCAACGUACAGCAAAAUGCCAGUUGCAUUGAACGGAUCCGUGCCGUUGCCCUCGGUGCGCGUCUACACCAGCGUCACGGUGCUGCUGAUGUCGGCCUGCCUCUAUUACGCACUCAUCAUGACCAGUGACCCCAACUGGAGGCAACACACGAACAUGACGAGCACGACGGGGACGACCACAGCAGCAGCAACAGCAGCCACCAACACACCGACUGGUGUACCAUCACCCGGAGGACCGGCCGGUGUGCUGGACGGCGCGGUCGAGGGUGCUGGUGGCAAGCUGGAGGUGGGUGCCGGCACCGGUGCAUCCUUGCUGUCGGUGAAGGAAAUCGACACGCUCGAGGAAAAAAUCCUAGCCGCUGCGGACCUGUCCGAUCUGCGGCAAAUGCUGCGGGGAACCGAUGCGACCGAAGAGGACGACCCGCAGGAGGAAGGUGACGACGAACGGUGGUUGGUUGUGGGCAACGAUACGCGAACGCUCGGUGCGUACCUGAAGGAUACGGUAUCGUUCAUGGCGACAGAACCAUUCUGCAUUUGGACAUUAAUCAACACCGCAUACUGCUGCCUGAUACUGCUCGGCAAAUCGAUACAGAAGUUCGUCUUCGGUGAGCUGCGGAUAUCCGAACAGCAGCACAUGAAAGACAAAUUUUGGAACUUCAUCUUUUACAAAUUCAUCUUUGUGUUUGGCGUCGUUAAUGUGCAGUAUUUGUACGAGGUCAUACUGUGGGUGUCGUGGUUCUCGGCUCUUGGAUUCCUACACCUGCUGUCCCAGCUCAGCAAAGAUCGGUUCGAGUAUCUGUCCUUCUCGCCAACAACUCCAGGAUGGUCACACUUCCGGUUGAUCUCGCUGCUCGUUGCCAUCCUCACCCUGUCCGGACUGAUGGUGAUGAUCUCGAUCGGUGUCGGUGUAUUCUUCGGUGGCUUCAAUACGUUCGCGUUCAUGGCGGCGGAGUGCAUCUUACUGGGAAUACGCACGCUGCACGUAUUGAUACGGUACGGCAUGUUUUUGCAUGAUAUGCGUCAGGGUGGAAUCGCGAAUGAAUCCAUCUCGUGGGAUAAACGCGGUCCAGUAGCGUAUUACAUUGAGCUCUCGUUCGAGGUGGCUGCCUUGAUCGUGGAGUUGGUGCAUUAUCUGCACAUGAUGCUGUGGAGCAACAUUUUUCUGUCGAUGGCAAGUCUGGUGAUACUGAUGCAGCUGCGCUACCUGCUCAAUGAAAUCCAGCGCAAGAUCAAGAAGCAUCGUAACUAUCUGUGGGUGUUGAACCACAUGGAGAAGAGUUACCCACUGGCAACGAGCGACGAUUUGAAGCAGAACUCGGAUAACUGUGCUAUCUGUUGGGAGAAGAUGGAAACAGCAAGAAAGCUACCUUGUGCCCAUCUGUUCCAUAACUCCUGUCUACAGUCCUGGCUGGAACAGGACACCUCCUGUCCUACGUGUCGUUUGGGACUGAGCGUUCAUCAAAACGGUGGUCCACGGGGCAGUCCACUGAUACCGGAUGAUAUCCGUAUCGAUGAUCAGGACGGAGCAGUCGGUGGAGGUGGUGGUCGCACGGCCAACAAUCACUUCUUCCACUUCAACGGCUCACGUUACGUGUCCUGGUUGCCGAACUUCUCCGUCGAGGUGACACACAUCAACAAUAUGCUGCGUCCGUCGGAAACGCUUCCGAUCGCGGCAGCCGCUGUGGGUAAUCAUACGUCACAGGUGCGAAACAUGGCGCGUCACGUACAGGAGAUGUUCCCGCGAUAUCCGCUAUCCGUGCUGAUUGGUGAUCUACAGAUUUCGCGCUCGAUCGAGGUAACGAUCGACAAUAUCCUCGAGGGACGCCUGCAGGUUCCGGCGAACACUCCUGAAGAUGAUGACGAGGAGACGUUAGGGGUGGGAAGCGGUGUUGGUGGUACGGGUUCCAUUAGCAUGAGUAGUACGAUCGACGAGGACAAUGAUGAUGAUGAAUUGUCUGGGGAGCUCUCGCAUCGAUCACUUCCAAAUUCAUCUUCAGGAUCGUCCUUAUCAUCAUUGUCCUCUCCUCCCGGAUACGAGGUGGAACGUGGCACCAAUAUUUUCGGCAGUUACGAUACUCUCCUGCGUGAUGAUACUAUAGAGGAGACAACACCGACAACGACCAUCCCGCUUGGGGAUCGUUUCUCCAAAAGCCCUGAAGAGCGAGAAAAAAUUUUACAGCGUCGCAAGGAGCAACUACUUGCACUCGCUCGAAGAAGAUACUUGGAGAAGAAUAAAUCCGAGCUAAAUCAUCAACCGUCCACAUCCGCGAGUGGUUGUUCGUCUUCGUCCAGCGGUGUUAGACAUCGAAACAAAAGCUGUAUGGAAACGACUACGAGCACUAGCAGGGAAAGUCCUAGCGGCAGUGGAAGCAACCCGUCAACACUGAACCUGUCCUUAGCUUCGAGCCAUCAUCAACCGCGGCAAUCGACGGAACAGCUGGAUCAAGUGCAGCAGCAGGAGCAACAUUCAGAUAGCAGUUUUUAAAUCUAACCAGAGCAAAAACCCAUCCAUCCUUGAAAUCUUACGGAAGGCGUGAUAAAGACACAACAAUGUUCAGUUGUGACCAACACAAGUAUCUCCCUGGAGGGUGUGUUAGUGUAUGGUUGUAUUGUGGGGUACCGAAGUAUUUCGGAACUGCCAAUGCUCUUCACAUAAAACAAAACACCUGUGAGAAAAAUGAAAAGAACUGUUCCUUGUGGCGGCGGUGCUGUGAAGUUUUAAGUAUCAAUUAUGAAUUUUUAUAUCCUAAUUAGAUGAUUUUCUCGCGCAUCUUAUCUUUUAGCUUAAAUCUAUCAUAUAUAAUUUUAGUUCGUUAGUUUCAGUUGUCAGUCGUCGUACGCAGCACUAUCUGUUAUCUUCAAGUCAAGAAAAAUAUGAUAAAUGAAAAAUGGAUACAAAAUUAAGGACAAAAAUAAUAGAUCGGCAUGCAGAUCUUGUGUGAUUGUUUGGGGUUAACACGUUCAGCACCGUGUCAAAAAUCGCAACAAUCGUGGGGCCGCUGCCAACGCUUACUUGGCUUUUUGUAUAGCACAUCACCAAUUUUUGAGUGAUAGGUCCAGGUGGUAACCAUUGGCAUCACCCAAAAAUGGGUGAUGCGGCGCUGAACGUGUUAAUGUAGUAUUGAAUUUGAUUUCGAUUAUUGUCAGGAAAAGAGAUGGAAAAAGGAGUUGAUAUUUAGCCAAACUAAAAUAGAACAGAAAAUCAUCAAUGAUGAGCUUAGAUAAUUCGCCAAAAGAAGCAGAAGAGAAAGUGAUUUAAUGCCGCUGAUCGAAAGAUGCGAUAAGGUUACGCCAUGGACUUUACCUCCAGCAGAAUUUUCCCAGCUGCUUGAAGAAAGUAAGCAGAUGUAGAAAACAAAUGAACCUAAAAAACACAGUUGUGAUGAUAUUUAUUUUCUAGGAACAAACAAACAAACCAAUCAAUCGAUUUAGAAAAAAAAAUCAAAGAAGUGACACACAAAUCAGUCUGGUAGGUGCAGGUGGAUUCUUUUCGCAAACGCUACGCAAUUUAUGCGCGCCAUGUUUGGAACGUGCUCCAAACUGGAAAGGAUUUUCUCCGGAACCGAGGAUCGUUUGUUGUGCGUUGAUGGUAGUGGCGUUCGAUCGAUUGUGUGUAAGCGUAGUGUGUGAAACAGUUAAAUAAUGCGAAAAAUGAUAUGAAGAAGGAUUUCGUGCGCUGUCCAGCGCCGGUUCCGGCCGGGGUAUGCGUGUGUACGGCGGUGUGCAGUAGUCAAUAUUUGCAAGUAAAAUCAACACUUAGCAACUAAAACUGGAAAACAAAAACAAAACAGAAUAAUAAGCAAAAGCAAACAAUAAAGUAAUGU
Molecule: messenger RNA, 4654 nt
Organism: Anopheles moucheti
Lineage: Eukaryota; Metazoa; Arthropoda; Insecta; Diptera; Culicidae
Product: E3 ubiquitin-protein ligase AMFR-like
Exons: 11
Coding region: 847-3315 (822 amino acids)
Biological process (GO): endoplasmic reticulum unfolded protein response; protein K48-linked ubiquitination; ubiquitin-dependent protein catabolic process
Cellular component (GO): ubiquitin ligase complex; cytosol; endoplasmic reticulum
Molecular function (GO): ubiquitin protein ligase activity; ubiquitin binding
Source: RefSeq, a predicted model, not a curated record